AUGCCCACCGAAGAAGACAACUCCCGCCCCACCGAUGCGCCCCGCGUCGACACAAUCUCUCGCGACGACGCCCUCCGCGCCGAACUCGCGGGCGUCCGCAAGAUCAAUAGUGUAAUCGAGGGCGUCGUCGCAUCCCUUGACAAGGCCAAAGACAACAUGGAGACCGUCUCGCAAACAGUCGCAAACGCAAACACACUCCUCGACCUGUGGAUCCGCAUCCUCUCGCAAACAGAGCACACGCAGCGACUCCUCCUAUCCGGCCACUGGCAGGGCGCAACGCAGGACCUCGACGACAUCGAGGCGGAGGCGGUGAAUAAGGCGCAGGAAGCAGAGCGCCGCAGGGAGGCCGAGCGCGAGAGGAUAGCGGAGCGCGAGAGGGCCGCGGCGGAGGCGGAGGCAAGGAGAAAUGCGGCGGAGAAGAAGCCGCCACCGACGAGAGGCACGAGAGGGUUGAGGAGGACGGCGAGGACUACACCAUCGGUCGCGGGGUCUUCGAGAGGUGGCUCGAGGAUUGCGGCGCCGCCGCCGAUGGCGAGGGGGGCGCCGGCGUCGAGGACGACGAGGGGGGCGGGGGGCGGGAGGGGGAUUGGUGGCAUUGGGAGGGGGAGGGUUGCGUAG
Molecule: messenger RNA, 618 nt
Organism: Morchella importuna
Lineage: Eukaryota; Fungi; Ascomycota; Pezizomycetes; Pezizales; Morchellaceae
Exons: 2
Coding region: 1-618 (205 amino acids)
Biological process (GO): mitotic cell cycle
Cellular component (GO): mitotic spindle; DASH complex
Source: RefSeq, a predicted model, not a curated record